Molecule: messenger RNA, 1885 nt
Organism: Poeciliopsis prolifica (blackstripe livebearer)
Lineage: Eukaryota; Metazoa; Chordata; Actinopteri; Cyprinodontiformes; Poeciliidae
Gene: tti2
Product: TELO2 interacting protein 2
Exons: 10
Coding region: 129-1640 (503 amino acids)
Cellular component (GO): nucleoplasm; cytosol; centrosome
Source: RefSeq, a predicted model, not a curated record
GCGGCACAGCGCCCCUCCUUCACCCGGAAGUUUUCACCGGAAGUUCCCGCCAGCUGCAUGUUCGGCCCGGCCAGCAGAAACCGAACUGAAGCCGAACCGGAGCAGCUUCUGGUUCCGUGGAUCCCAGGAUGGAGCUUCCGCCUCUUCUUCAUGACCUUCAUCUCUCCUCCUCCCCCUCCUCCUCAAAGAGGACACGCCCCUCUGCUCCCCUCCCACCAAUCACAGAGCUCCUCUCUGAGCUGCAGAAGAAGCUGAUUGGUGUGGCUGAAAGCAGCGCUCUGAUUGGCCAGGUUGAGCGUCUGUUCCAGACUGCAGAUCCUGAUUGGCUGUUCCCUCCGCUGUUGGAUGAGCAGGUCAGCGAGUGGGCGGAGCUUCAGGCAGCGUACGCCUCCGUGAUCACAGCUCUGAUUGGCUGUGCCGCGCUGCCGCUCUGCCACGAGGACUGCGGCUCGUUAGACGCCUCGGCCUAUCAGAGCAUCCCAAAGCGCGCCGCCGCCGUAAGCUCCGCCCUCACAGCGCUGCUGGGGAACUGGAAGGAAGGGGGCGGAGCCAGAAGAGACAGGCUGCUCCUCGCUGUGGCUCCACCCAUCUACCUGUUCUGUGUCACACAUUUGCAGGACGAGGUUUGGACCAGCGCCGCCUCCAGAACCGCGGCGCGGCGCCUUAAGGGGGCGCUGCUGAGGGCGGGCGGAUGGAGAGACUCCGCCCACCUGCUGGCAGGGGAGGAGGAAGACAGAUGCAUUCUGGGAGGAGUCCUGGACGUCCUGCAGCCUCAGCUGACCAGGGAGUCAUGGCGACGGUGUGCCGCCUUGAAGCUGCAGUUCUCCUGGACGCUGCUGCAGGUGACCCGCCCCUUCCUGUCCCCCUUCCUGCAUCGCCUCCUCCCCCCUUCGCUCCUCCUGAAUGACGACUACAAGCCAGAGAACUGCAUGCUGGGAGUUCGCUGUCUGCAUCACAUCGUUCUCAACACGCCAGCUGCAGACCUUCGUCAGUUUAACAGAGCCGAGGUUCUGUACCAGGCUCUGUUCAGACACCUGUACACGAGCGAGACCGGCGUCAUCCAGCUCGUCCUCUCCUGCCUACUCGACCUGCUGCUGGUUCUGGAGAAGCCGCCAUCUUCCGACUGCCGCAAGAAGCCAUGUCGCCAUGAUGAUGUGCUGCGUCUGGUUCUGACCCACAUGGAGGCGGAGCAAAAGGUGGCGCUGCGGCGCGUCUAUGCCUCGGCCCUGCCGCUCUACGUGGAGAGGGUGGGUGUGGCCGUGUGCAGGCACCUGCGGCGGCUGCUGCCGGUGCUGCUGGGUUACCUGGAGGUCGGGGAUCCGCCGGAGGAGUCGGUUCGGCUGAAGAUGCUGGAGGUUCUGCAGUCGACCAUCAGGCUGGCGUGGCCACGGAUGGCGAGUCGUGCCGAUGCGCUGCUGCGCUGUUUGCUGCGGCUGCUGGUCGACGUCUCUGCAGACCCAGGACUCAGCGACUCGGUCCGACUGCAGCUGAUGGAGGGAAGCUCCGCCUCCCUGCGGCUGCUGGACGCUGCCACCCAGCGACGCGUUCAGCGGCUCCUCCUGCAGGUCGACAGCCGCCACUGCAGCCCUCAGGUUCUCUGUUGCCUGGCAACCGUGACAGCAGCGAGAACGUGCACCUGAAGCACCUGGAUGCUUUAAGAGUCUGAGCAGCACCAACACCUGAACCAAGCCGGAGCCCAGUCCGAAGCUCGGCCCACCAGAACCAGAGGCUGGUUUUCAGAAUAAAACCCGAGACGUUUUGGAGCACAGGGUUAACUCACAGCUGGAGAGGCAGAAGGACCCAAACAGGUCUAGAAAAACAGCAGCUGGCUGCAUAAAUGAAAUGUUUUUUGAAUUAACGAAAUAAAGUUUUUCUGUAGAUCCUC